AUGGAGAGAAGCAAUUACACAGUGACUGAGUUCAUCCUGGUGGGCUUCACCACAGACCGCAGGAUGCAGCUGGUCCUGUUUGUGGUGUUCCUUGGUGUCCACAUUAUGACCCUGGUAGGAAAUACCACCCUCAUGGGGUUGAUCUGUAAUGACUCCCAGCUGCACACACCCAUGUAUUUUUUCAUUGGGAAUCUGUCUUUUCUGGAUUUCUGGUACUCCUCUGUGUACACCCCAAAGAUUCUAGUGACCGGCAUCUCUGAAGACAAAAGCAUCUCCUUUGCUGGCUGUGUAGCCUAGUUCUUCCUCUCUGCUGGGCUGGCCUACAGUGAGUGUUACCUGCUGGCUGCCAUGGCUUAUGACUGCUAUGUGGCCAUCUCAAAGCCACUGCUUUACUCUCAGGUCAUGUACAUAAAACUAUGUGCAUUUUUGGUAGCAACCUCAUACCUUGGAGGCUUUAUUAACUCUGCCAUCAUAACCAAAAGGAUAUUUACCAUGAACUUCUGUAAUGACAAUAUCACUGAUGACUUUUUCUGUGAUUUGCUCCCCCUGGUGAAGUUGGCUUGUGGCAGGAAGGAUGGCUACCACGCUCUGAUGUACUUGCUCCUGGCGUCCAAUGUCAUCACCCCCAUUGUGCUCAUCCUGGCCUCCUACCUCUUCAUCAUUGCCACCAUCCUGAGCAUCCCCUCCACGCAGGGCCAUCUCAAAGCCUUCUCCACCUGCUCCUCCCACCUGAUCUCUGUCACCUUGUACUACGGCUCCAUUCUCUACAUCUAUGCUCAUCCACAAUCCAACUCUUCUUUGGAUACAGACAAAAUAGUUUCUACAUUUUACACCGUAGUAUUUCCCAUGUUGAAUCCUAUGAUCUACAGCUUGAGAAAUAAGGAUGUGAAAGAGGCUCUGAAUAAACUCCUCAAAUAA
Hippopotamus amphibius kiboko is the source of this 918-nucleotide messenger RNA. RefSeq names its product olfactory receptor 9G1-like. Gene Ontology annotation, biological process: G protein-coupled receptor signaling pathway; sensory perception of smell. Gene Ontology annotation, molecular function: olfactory receptor activity; odorant binding; G protein-coupled receptor activity. NCBI's taxonomy places the organism in Eukaryota, Metazoa, Chordata, Mammalia, Artiodactyla, Hippopotamidae. The transcript has a single exon. Gene Ontology annotation, cellular component: membrane. The record is from RefSeq and is a predicted model, not a curated record.